Rangifer tarandus platyrhynchus (Svalbard reindeer) is the source of this 300-nucleotide messenger RNA. The record is from the annotation of a GenBank genome assembly. NCBI's taxonomy places the organism in Eukaryota, Metazoa, Chordata, Mammalia, Artiodactyla, Cervidae.
AUGCACCAUUGUUUUGCGUGUUGCUGUGACAGAAAAAAAAACGCUACAACUGAUAACAUCAAGAUGCUAUUGACUUUAAGACUCACCCUGAUUUCAGCAAUGUUAAAAUGUGAAAAAGAAGUAAAUUUAGGCAUCGAUGAAAUACAGUCCAUAGAGAGCAGGAGACUACACUUUGCAAAGAAACUAAUGAGCCUGCUGAACAUAUCCAGUGAGCCUGUCUUCUCAGUGAGUAACACUGGCUUAGUGAUCAUUGUCUCGGUUCCUGCCUGGAUUAUCUCAUUUAUUUCUCUAACAACUUGA